AUGGAUUUCCAGAACCGCGCAGGCGGUAAAACUGGUGGUGGAGGUGUAGCCUCCGCAUCGGACGCCAAUGUCGAUCGUCGAGAACGUCUCCGACUUCUGGCGUUGGAAACCAUCGACCUUCAGAAGGAUCCCUAUUUUAUGCGAAAUCAUUUGGGUGGAUACGAAUGCAAACUCUGUCUGACACUGCACAAUAAUGAAGGGUCUUACUUGGCGCACACCCAAGGAAAGAAGCAUCAAGCAAACUUGGCAAGGAGAGCGGCUAAAGAUGCAGCAGAUCAACCGUUUGUUCAACUGCCUCAAUCAGCGAAAGUGGAGCCUAAAAAGUUUGUAAAGAUUGGUCGACCUGGAUACAAAGUGACAAAAGAGCGAGAUCCUGUUAGUGGACAGCAAGCCUUGCUUUUCCAAAUUGGUAUGUAUUUUCUUUUUUUUUUUUUGAGUUUUAGGCUAUUCGUUUUGUUCUGCUGGUUGAUAUGGGCGCUUACCAAGGUUUUAGUUGAUACUGGAAAUUUUUUGAGCAUCUAACGUUUAUUAGCUGAAGCGGCAUGGAAAUUACUUGUUUAUUACUUCAAUUAACGGAAUUCCUAUAAAUCAGGGCAAAAUAUUUGAAGUUAUCUUGUUUUAGACUACCCAGAGAUCGGCGAAGGGAUUACUCCUCGUCAUCGAUUCAUGGCCGCUUAUGAACAGAAGCUGGAACCUCCAGACAAAAGAUGGCAAUAUCUCCUGUUUGCUGCCGAACCCUACGAAACAAUCGCCUUCAAAAUCCCUUCACGAGAGGUUGAUAAAUCGGAGAAGGUCUUCUGGUCUUUAUGGAACAAGGACAGCAAACAAUUCUUCUUGCAAUUUGCAUUCAGAAGUGGUGGAGAAGAACAUCCACCUCGGCCACCACCUCCAUCAUUCAUUCCGGCACCUCCUCAGCCCGUAUUUGCGGCCCAACGAUAUUAA
Bursaphelenchus xylophilus (pine wood nematode) is the source of this 942-nucleotide messenger RNA. Lineage: Eukaryota; Metazoa; Nematoda; Chromadorea; Rhabditida; Aphelenchoididae. The record is from the annotation of a GenBank genome assembly.